Tachysurus vachellii is the source of this 3474-nucleotide messenger RNA. It is a transcript of the gene mid1, whose product is annotated as midline 1. The transcript is spliced from 10 exons. NCBI's taxonomy places the organism in Eukaryota, Metazoa, Chordata, Actinopteri, Siluriformes, Bagridae. Bases 153 to 2354 code for a protein of 733 amino acids. The record is from RefSeq and is a predicted model, not a curated record. Gene Ontology annotation, molecular function: protein binding; zinc ion binding.
GUUCAGAGGUGAAAUAAGAGACAGGCCAAAACAGACAUUAGACACAGCUACCAUCCCAGAACUAAGCCAAUUAGAAUGGAAGUCAGUGUGUGCGUGCUGAGUGGGGCUGAACCGAUGCAAGCUGUUAGACUGAUUUAUACAAAGCUGUCUACAUGAGGCUCUGCGUGGUGAGCCUCUCGCCUCAUUCUCAAUUUGGGUCGCUGGGCUUGAUCAUCAGGAGACAUGUCGCUGCCGCCAGGUCUCGGGAGAAAUCCAUUGAUAGCUGCCUGGUUCUCCCGAAUUUUGCUAAUGCCAUUCCUUCUACGCUCCACCUAAAAAGGAUGGAAACCCUGGAGUCGGAGCUGACGUGCCCGAUCUGCCUGGAGCUGUUUGAGGACCCCUUGCUGUUGCCCUGUGCCCACAGUCUGUGCUUCAAUUGUGCUCGCCGAAUCCUGGUCUCUCACUGCACCACAGGUGAGCCAGCCGAUGCCAUCUGCGCCUUUCAGUGCCCCACGUGCCGCUAUGCCAUUUCACUGAGCCCACAACACGGCCUGGACGCACUCAAGCGCAACGUCACCCUCCAGAACAUCAUCGACCGUGUCCAACGGGCUUCAACUUCUGCCACACUUCUUCUGUCCUCCAGCGGACACAGUUCCCCAGGCGACAGCCCCCUAGGUGCCAUGACGACUGCCACUGCACCCUCGUCACCCGCUGAGCUGGUGCAGUGCCAGUUUUGUGAGCAGGAACCGCCGCAGUGUGCUGUGAAGACCUGCGUAACAUGUGAGGUGUCUUACUGUGAGGAGUGCCUGCGUGCCACCCACCCCAACAAGAAACCGUUCACUGGACAUCGCCUUAUUGAACCUUUGCCUGACUCACACCUCAGAGGCCUGCAGUGCCUUGAACAUGAGGAGGAGAAAGUGAACAUGUACUGUGUCACAGACGAGCAGCUCAUCUGCUCCCUUUGCAAGUUGGUGGGACGUCACCGUGACCACCAGGUGGCAGCGCUAAACGAGCGCUAUGAAAAACUAAAGCAAACAUUGGAUUCCAACCUCAGCAAUUUGAUCAAGAGGAGCAGUGAGUUGGAGUCACUAAUGGGGAAGCUGAUUCAGACCUGUCAGCAUGUGGAGGUGAACGCAUCACGACAAGAAGGAAAGCUGAUGGAUGAAUGUGACAUCCUGAUCAGCAUAAUUCAGGACAGAAGACAGAUUAUUGGAUCCAAAAUCAAAGAGGGAAAGGCGGUUCGGCUGCGGAAGCUAGCACAACAAAUUGGCAACUGCAAGCAGUGCAUAGAGCGAUCGUCCGCUCUCAUAACUCAAGCGGACCAGACGUUGAAAGAAACCGAUCACGCUCGCUUCCUCCAGACUGCAAAGAGCAUCUCUGAGCGAGUCUCGAUGGCGACAGCGUCUUCUCAGGUCUUGAUACCUGAGAUUAAUCUGACGGACACGUUUGACACCUUCGCGCUGGAUUUUACUAGAGAGAAGAAGAUGCUAGAAAAUCUUGAUUACCUCACAGCACCCAGUCCUCCAGGCAUCCGAGAGGAGCUGUGCACGGCCUCCUACGACACUAUAACCGUGCACUGGACAUCUGAUGAUGAAUUCUCGGUCGUUUCUUAUGAGCUUCAGUAUACCAUCUUUACUGGCCAGUCAAACAUUGUCAGUCUCUGCAACUCCGCUGACAGCUGGAUGAUUGUGCCUAAUAUCAAGCAGAAUCACUACACCGUUCACGGCCUGCAGAGCGGCACCAAGUACAUCUUCAUCGUCAAGGCCAUUAAUCAGGCAGGAAGUCGCAGCAGUGAACCUGGAACACUCAAAACCAACAGUCAGCCGUUUAAGCUUGACCCAAAGUCUGCACACAGGAAACUAAAAGUGUCUCACGACAACCUGACAGUGGAGCGGGACGAGAUAUCCUCAAAGAAGAGCCACGGCCAGGAGCGUUUCAGCAGCCAUAGCAGCUACGGUGUCAUAGGAAACGUCUAUAUCGACAGUGGACGCCAUUACUGGGAGGCUCUAAUCGGAGGCAGCACUUGGUAUGCAGUGGGCAUCGCCUAUAAGUCAGCACCCAAGCAUGAGUGGAUUGGGAAGAACCCUUUUUCGUGGGUGCUUUGUCGUUGUAACAACUCCUGGGUGGUUCGCCACAACAGCAAAGAGAUGGUCAUUGACCCUUCACCACACCUGAGACGAGUCGGCGUGCUCCUGGACUACGACGUCGGCUCUCUGGCUUUCUACGAUGCCGUGAGCUCUCAGCACCUCCACACCUUCCAUAUCACCUUCACCCAACCUGUUUGCCCUGUAUUUAAUGUCUGGAACAAAUGUCUUACAGUCCUAACAGGUCUGCCAAUCCCAGAUCAUCUGGAGGGUGUAGAGGCUUUCGAUUGAGUGCUGAUGGACUUUGGGCUGCUUAAGUUUGCUUUCAGCUUCGCCCAUGACCUUUUUUGACUGCACCAUAUUUUCAAUUCAUUCAUUUUUUAAAGCAUGCAGAGAAAGUUUUAACAAAAAAUUCCACCUUUAUAUGAAAAAAUACAUGACUGAUUAGAAACCCCUGAAUUAAAAGUGACAAAAUAUUUUUUAGCUUUGGUCUUAGUGUAUAAUAAGUGGUGAAAUUUUUUUAGAAGUGAAGACCAGAAUUCUUUAAUAUCAGGUAUUUUGGAGGAAUUUUGCACAUGUCUGUAUGUUAUGUCUAUAUUUAUGAAAAGGUGGAAGAUCACAUUAACGUCUUAUAAAUUGGUGCGACCGUGCGAUUAGGUCUCUUAGUGCAAUCUUACUUCAUAUGCAGAUAUAUAAAAAAAAAAAACAAUAGGGAGCAAUGGACUAUUUUUACUUUAUAAAAUGGACAUUUCAGCAAUGCAGCAGGACUGAUUACAUUUCUACAUGAAAAAACCUUGUCCAUUUUAAAUCAAAGGAAUAUUUGCUUGUCAUUUAUCAAGCUAUAUCUGUUAUGGUAUAACUGGUUUUAGUUUUAGUUUUAUUUUGUUCAUAUGCAUCUGUUUAUGUUCCUGAACAUACUAACUAAAGCAGUAACUAAAUGCAAAUUUGUAUGUUAAAUACACAAUCUAUGUUGCGUGUUCACAAAAAAGGUUACACAUCCUGUAUUCUGUAUAGCAUUAGCAUUUUUGUGAAAGGUUGUUCUGUCGUUUGUUUUUCUCAGUCUUUUUUUUUUACGUAUCAUUAGCAACAGAGGCACUAAGUUCAUUUACUGACGUAAACGUAGCUCAUUAAAUCAACAUUAAAUCCAAAAUGUUUCUGCACAGAUUCCGCAUUAGCGUAGAUUAUCACAUGGACUAAAACACUUGCCUGUUAUAGUAAAUUAUUAAUGUAUCUGUUAGUUUUGUGUAAAAUUUUAAAAGAGCAGAAAAUUUCAAUUCUAUUUUGAGGCUUAAUCCUGUAUGUACAUGUUAUAACCUGGCAGUUUAUAACCUUACAUCUCUGUUGUGUAUAUAAACUGUCUGUGUCUAGAUGCAGAGGGUAAAAUGUUUGAGUUAAAAAGAGUUGCUUUAUA